Messenger RNA from Paramisgurnus dabryanus, 1175 nucleotides. The record is from RefSeq and is a predicted model, not a curated record. NCBI's taxonomy places the organism in Eukaryota, Metazoa, Chordata, Actinopteri, Cypriniformes, Cobitidae.
GUAACGUGUUGCCAAAGCCGUGAAAAAUCAACCGGAGGAAACAUUCGCGUACACAGAGGAGAACAGACUAACCCUUACCAGCCCGGAAAAAUCGUUCUUAACCGGGAUCAUAGAUUGGACAAGACUGACCCAUCUGAAACAUCGCACUCUGAAUUGCAUAUCCAUUCCUCUACCUCUUCAUUUGCCUUUCCUUCACUGAGAAUGGCAAGCGGGCACCCCAAUGACAAAUUCAGUUUUCUGUACCCAACAGACAGCAGUCAGAACAUUAAGAGUAAAAACAGGCUGUCUUCCACCAUGAACCCGGUGUACAGUCCAGUUCAACCGGGAAACCCGUACGGAAAUCCUAAGAAUAUGGCAUACACAGGUUAUCCUGGAGGUUACCCGACGACUGCCCCAGCAUACACAACCAAUCUUUAUCAGACGGGCAGCCCAGGAUAUCCACAAGUGCUGCUGGUGAAGCAGGCCUGGCCCCAGACCGCAUCAGCUCCGGGGCCCGCAGAAAGCUCCUAUGACCUGGCUGUGGACGCUGGCUCAGAGAGCAGGCAGUACCAGGCAUCUUCUACCGCAUUCAGAUAUACAGCAGGAACGCCUUAUAAAGUGCCCCCUACUCAGACCAAUGGAGCCCCCCCUCCUUACUCCCCAUCUCCUAACCCUUACCAAACGGCCAUGUACCCCAUUAGAAGUGCCUAUCCCCAGCAGAACCUCUAUGCUCAGGGUGCUUACUACACACAGCCGGUGUAUGCCGCUCAGCCUCAUGUCAUCCACCACACCACCGUGGUUCAGCCCAACAGCAUCCCCUCUGCCAUCUACCCAGCUCCUGUACCCGCCCCACGCUCAAACGGAGUGGCCAUGGGUAUGGUGGCAGGGACAACGAUGGCAAUGUCUGCUGGUACCUUGUUGACUACCCCUCAGCACACUCAGAUCGGAGGACACCCCGUCACCGUGCCAACAUAUCGACCCCAAGGAACACCUGGGUACAGCUAUGUGCCACCUCACUGGUAGAGCCCACCUGCCAAUCAUAUCUGGAGUCAAACAUUGUAUGCAACUACUAAAGUCUUACAUUGGCGCUCUGUGAUCAACAGUGAGGCGCCACCACGUCUGUUUGCAAGAACAAAAGAGAAAAAGUGCAAGGGUCACUUUAUGCAUUCUUAUGUGUUUUUGUAAAAGCUGCUUUU